CGUUCCACGCGGAGGACGGAAAGUCAGGAGCCGGGCGAGCGGGCGGAGCACGUGGUGCGUGCCCUGGCUUCCACCGGGCAGCAUCCGGCCAAUCGCAGUGUGCGGAGAACUUUUACGGACGGUAUAAAUAUUUUGAGCUCGGGGCAUCGUGACCAGCUGACGCUUUCCUUCCUCAGGACCAGCUGUUCGGGAGCAUCCGGAGGAGAGCCGGGCACGGUUGAGACUCGCAGCGCCGCGGACGGCCCCGCAGGGUUCAGGUGCGGCGAUGUCGCUGUUGGAGGAGAGCCGGCCGUUUGCGCAGCAGCUCUCCAAUGUCUACUUCACCAUACUGUCGCUCUUCUGCUUCAAGCUCUUUGUGAAGAUCAGCCUCGCCAUCCUCAGCCACUUCUACAUCGUCAAAGGCAACCGCAAGGAGGCGGCCAGGAUAGCAGCUGAGUUUUAUGGAGUCACCCAAGGCCAAGGUUCCUGGGCAGACCGGUCACCACUACAUGAAGCAGCAAGUCAAGGUCGUCUUCUUGCUCUGCGAACACUGCUAUCCCAGGGUUACAAUGUAAAUGCAGUUACCAUAGACCACAUCACCCCGCUGCACGAAGCCUGCCUUGGAGACCACGUGGCGUGUGCAAGAACUCUGCUGGAGGCUGGAGCUAAUGUAAACGCAAUCACGAUAGAUGGUGUGACUCCAUUAUUCAAUGCGUGCUCACAAGGCAGUGCCAGCUGUACAGAACUUCUUCUGGAAUACGGUGCCAAACCCCAGCUGGAGUCCUGUCUUCCUUCUCCCACACAUGAGGCCGCCAGCAAAGGCCAUCACGAAUGCCUAGAGAUACUGAUAUCCUGGGGCAUAGAUGUUGACCAAGACAUUCCUCAUCUGGGAACUCCUCUGUACGUAGCUUGUAUGUCACAGCAGUUCCACUGCAUCCGGAAGCUUCUUUAUGCUGGUGCCGAUGUACAAAAAGGCAAAUACUGGGACACCCCACUGCAUGCAGCUGCCCAGCAGUCCAGUACGGAAGUUGUAAACUUACUGCUGGAAUUUGGAGCCGAUAUCAAUGCCAAAAAUACAGAGCUUCUCCGACCUGUAGAUGUAGCGACUUCCAGCAGUUUGGUGGAAAGAUUGUUGCUUCAACAUGAAGCUACUCCAAGCAGCCUUUGCCAACUUUGCCGACUCUGUAUCAGAAACUACAUAGGGAGGCCGAGACUGCACCUCAUCCCCCAGCUCCAGCUGCCAACGUUGUUGCAGAAUUUCUUACAGUACCGAUAAGGCAGGCGAUCCAUCAAAAACCACCGACUUUGAUGGCUAUCUGACUGGUAUCUUACAGGGUGGAUCUUACAGGGUGACUGUGGAUUAAUGCAGACUUCAUCAGGCAGUAACUCCAAUUAUAGCCAUCCCCCCCCCCCCCUUUUGACAUCUCUUUACUGGAAUAAAUCACCACAGUCCUAGCAACUGUGAUGCCAUUACCCAUCUGGAAAGUACCUUUCCCCUCUGUCACAAUCUGCAAGAACCACCAAAAGCAGUUUGCUUUUAUUUAUCAGGACCCAUAGUGCACGCUCACGAUCUUGCCGUAGGGUCAAAUCCGUUUUCGUGCUUUCUGCCGGAAGACGAGCCAAGGUUUCUAAGUGUCUUCACAUUCCACAGAACAUCACAUGUGCACUCUACAGAUGAUGCCAUGCUGACUGGACCUGGAUCUUGAUGCCUUAGUAAGAAGCAGGUCAACUAGUGGAAAAGGGAAACCUCACUCCACCUAUAAAGCAACGGAUCCCUCAGCAUCCAGUCGGGAAGACGGAAGUUAACUACACAAUUUAAACAAGAACUUAAUCUAAGGAAGUGGUUAAACAGAUGCCGGCGAACUGAAAAACUAAAAUGGGGCCAUCAAAUUAACAGAAAUAGACGAUUCAGGAAGCAAUUGCUCGUGCUAGAGAACACAGUUAAGAAGUGCGGGCUGUAAGAGCCGAGAACUCGAAGGGAAACUUCUAUGGACUGACUUUUUGCAGGGUGAGAGUACACAGCUGGAGCCAAGGCUUCGGAAGCUCAGAGUAAAAUCCGGGACUCUUUAAGGAGGGCCGCUUCUCAGGGCUUGGUAAACGUCUGAACCGUUAAGAUGAAAUCUGCUCCAGGAGAGCCAAAGAAAGUUGGAGAUCCAACCACCUGCCCCUGCCAGGUUAUGCUUUGUUGCUGCGGCAACACCCCUGCAAAUUCAUGUGGAAACAGCAAGCGCCUUUUCCCCUCCCUUUCCUUCCUGGCCUCCCUCUAGCUCCCCCUAUUGGCAAAGUUUAAUAAAGCUUUCAGCAAAGGAGAAA
Panthera uncia (snow leopard) is the source of this 2292-nucleotide messenger RNA. RefSeq names its product ankyrin repeat and SOCS box containing 5 (gene ASB5). Lineage: Eukaryota; Metazoa; Chordata; Mammalia; Carnivora; Felidae. The transcript has 8 exons. Gene Ontology annotation, biological process: protein ubiquitination; positive regulation of protein catabolic process; intracellular signal transduction. The record is from RefSeq and is a predicted model, not a curated record. Bases 266 to 1255 code for a protein of 329 amino acids. Gene Ontology annotation, molecular function: protein binding.